GUAACACACGAAACAAAAACAUGCGAGAAUAACUCUUACUAACCUGUAUUUAACAAGUGCACUAACGAAAACACGAUAUAAUACAUGCUAUCUACAAAUACAAACAAUACACAUCAUAAAUAUCUAGAUAUGAACUUUCUAGAUUAUUUGUGCUAGUUUUUUUUUUAUUUUUUAUUUUUGGCUAAUCAAUCAGUUUAAGGUCAUUUACUCUCACUGUGAGUGACUCCCUUGUCACUUCGCUGACUACUGAACUAGGGAGCUGAUUGAGUCAUUUAGUUUGCAUGUAUUUUUUUUCUUUCUGUUAUUUAUUAUCAUCUUAAAUGUCACAGAAGACUGAAGCAACUGAGAUCCAGGUGACACACAAUUAUAAAGAUGGAGUUUAUUAAGGAGGAGAUUGAAGAAGUGAAGAUUGAAGAAGUGUUCAGUCUGAAACAAGAAGAUACUGAGACACAAACAGACCUGAUGCCACUGAAAGAGGAGAGUCAAGAGCUCAAUGAUAUGGAAGAAGAAUAUCAAUAUGAGAAACCUCAUCAGUUCAUGACUGGAGAAAAAUAUUUUAGCAACUCAAAGAUUGAAAAAACAUCCUCACAAAACAAAGAAACUAGAAUAAUUAAACCUUUCACCUGCCAACAGUGUGGAGGUAGUUUCACACAAAAAAGUAGCCUUAACAGGCACAUGAAAUCACACUGGAAUGAAGCCUUUCGCCUGCCAACAGUGUGGAAAGAGAUUCUCUGACAGAACAAACCUUAACACCCACAUGAGUGUUCACACUGGAGAGAGAC
Molecule: messenger RNA, 782 nt
Organism: Cyprinus carpio (common carp)
Lineage: Eukaryota; Metazoa; Chordata; Actinopteri; Cypriniformes; Cyprinidae
Source: RefSeq, a predicted model, not a curated record